Molecule: messenger RNA, 1446 nt
Organism: Echinostoma caproni
Lineage: Eukaryota; Metazoa; Platyhelminthes; Trematoda; Plagiorchiida; Echinostomatidae
Source: the annotation of a GenBank genome assembly
AUGAUCGCACUGGAUUCCAGUUUCCAAAACUCUUAUGGAUACAAUUAUCAAAAGAACAAAGAUUUCUUCGUAUGUUUCUUUGAAAACCUGGAAAGUUACAUGCUCGGCAAACGACAAAACUUGUCAACUUUAGUGGAUGAUUUUUUUCACGAACUGCUCAUACGCAUUGUCAGGCUGUUGCUGUUUGCCAAAUCGAGUCGUGAUUUGGCCAAAGCUGAUUGCGUUUCUUUGGAACUUGAAAAGCAAAAUCCCUUUGAUCGCAUACCGGAGGGAAUAAAAAGGAUGGCAAUACGUGCAUUUCCCCCGGCCAGGAUGACUGCAAACGCGUUGCUCGUCGGAAGCGAAGUUAUAUCCGCAAUACUAAAAGAAAUGGAGCUCAGUCGUUCUUGUCUUAUCGAUUGGAUGAAGCUUCGUUAUUGUAACUUCUGUUUCGGAGAAGCUGACGUUCGUAUCUGCCCCGAAAGUUGUCGAUCUCAGAUAUCUGAUUGCAUGAAUGAGUAUCACGCUCUGGAUGAACCCUGGACUCAAUUUAUCGAUCAUCUUCUUGCUGUGAUUGAUCGCCUACGUGGCUCGGACAGUUUUCCCCAAGUGAAUCGACCUUUGCAAAUACACAUAACAGAUGCAAUUAUGAGCUUCCAACGUCUGUUCUCACGCAUUGAUUUAUCGUAUUUGUCUGUGCGAUCUCUGUUCUCCAAUUUGGACGAAAUUUUCUGCUCUUCACAAUUGCUACGCGACGCCCAAUCUUCCGGCAAACCGAGUAGCAAGUGCUGGAAUGGAAAAUUCGUUUCUAUCCACAACAGCCCAAGGAAAUUUCUAUCUAAAGUAUCGUCUCUCAAUCCCACGGUCACACGAUUGAUUACACGAUUGCGGAAUGUGACACAAAUGCUGCAUAGCAUUCUAAAAUUCGAUGGUGAUCCGGAUUUCAUGCCAAUUGACGAUCCUGUAUUAGAAGAUCGAAUUCAAACACUUUGGAACUCACAAUCGCGGAACUGUAUACCGCAUUCGGAUGUCUCAUUGACUAUGGUCACAAAUGUGUCGGUUGGCUCGCUCUCAGGGAUUGAAUCGGGACCAGAAAUCUCUGUGACAGAUGGCAGUGGUUACGUCCCAUGGCAUGAUUCUGACUCAUCUUUACUGCCACAAACCAACAUCAUAUCUGCUGAUUUUGAUCCCAAUCACGGUCUUUUGCAUAAUCAAAAUUUCGAAACGUCCUUGGAUGAUGAAGAUUAUUUGGUUCAUUAUCCGGAUAGGGCAAAUCAGAAAAUCGAAUUGAAGUAUUUCCGUGGUAGUGCUUGUUGCCAUGAUAAUUCCAGUGGUGUAUGCUACUGUACUGAUCAGUCGCUUGCUCUGGAUCGGGAGGUCAAUUUGAGGGACCGCACUCUGAUCCUUCGACAGGAUACUGUAUCCCACGAGGCCGUGAACAAUCAUAUUGACCUGUGGUUCAGUUAG